CCAUAUCUAUACAGCGCAACCAUGUCUCAGGAUGCCGUCCACAGGGGCCCGACGUCCAACCCUCCGGACCCGAGCCGGUCGGCGGUACAGCCCGAUCGCCGCUACUCGUUCGGCUUCGCCCUGUGGCGUGGCAAGAAGCCCAGCACUGACGAAGAGGGCACACAGGCCAAGACCACGGAGUCGCGGACGCAGACGAUGCGCGGCCUCGACACGGGCUUCUUCCUUCCCGAGGAAGCCUGGCGCUCGGACAACAUCGACCGGCUCAACCGCACCACGCUGCCCACGGACAUGACGCCGCCGUUUCGGCGCUACGAGCGGACGCUGACGUUGAGAUACCUGGAGGAGGACGUGUCCACGUUGAGCAACGAGGAGUAUCUCUCGUCCCAGACUCUCAGCAAGCUGCGCCUGGUGCUCGGAUGGCUGGCGCUCCUGGCACCGCUACCGCUGCUCAUGCAACCCGCACCGGCCUUCCACUGCCUCUACGUGGUGGUCACGACAAGCUUGCUGUGGAUCUUGCGCCCCGUGCCUCUCUGCGUGGCCGCCCUCUUUCCCGUCGUCGCCCUGCCGCUCAUCGGUGUCCUCAGCACGGAAACCGUAUGCGGGCUCUACUUCAACGAGAGCAUCCUGCUGUGCCUAUCGAGCUCUCUGAUGGCGGCGCUCGCUCAGCGACAGGGAUUACAGCGCUGGCUCACCGUCACCUGCUUGCGCUGUCUCGGGGGAAGCCUGCGCUGCCUGCUCUUUUCCCUGAUGUCGACGACUGCACUGUGCGCUAUGCUUUUGAGUGCGCCGGCGGCCGCCUACGGAGCCAUACCCUUAGCCGAGACGCUGGCCAAGGAGUUCCAGCGAAAGCCGCCGCAGACUUCCCCAGCGGUCGCUGCAGUCGGUCAGGUCAACGACCCUGAUCCAAAUCCUGGUUUCGGUGGGCAGUCAGUGGAUGACUUCUCCAUGGGCGAAGAGCGUGCCGACAGCGUUCGGAAGGUUCUCCUGAUCGCUGUGGUUCUGUCCGCCAUCAUGAGCGCCCCUGCAUGUCUCACCGGAGCCUCGGCGAACAUGUUCCUCAAGGGUUUCCUCGAAAUUGAAGGAUACCACAGUAUGGUCACGUUUUCGAACUGGGUCACAGCCAACGCCAUCUGCGCUGCCGCCAACAUCAUGGGCCUGUGGCUGUUCUUCGUUUUCCUAUACGUUCGAAAGAUCGAAAGACAGGAACCAGGUUUCCAGGAGACCGUGAGCAACGCCGUUCGCGCUGUCAUUUCGACGGGAACCGAACACGUGAAGCCCCGAGAAGGAGUCGUGAUUGUAAUAUACGCCGCUGUCGUCCUGAUAGUGUACUUUGAGUGGUCAGACUACGGACUUGGCUUGGCAAAGUUUCUUGGCCUCACGAAAUGGAUCGACGAAACGACACCGUUCGUCACUUCGCUCAUCCUGGUACUCAUCAUAUUGCCGUCGGUGACGUCCAGCGGCUACGACAGAAUCGCGUUUUGGUCUGAAAUUGAAAUGGCGAUACCGUGGAGCACUCUGCUCGUCAUGGGUUCGGGAUUCGCUCUGACGAAGGCAAUGCAGAAGACGUCCCUUGUGUCCUUCCUGUCGUCGAGCGUCCCGACGAGGCCGCAGCUGUCUCUCAACUUCCUGCAGGUGGUGCUGUGCAUCGUGGUCUCCAUAGCAGCCGAGCUUAGAGGCGGCGUCGCCCUCUGCUGCGUCGUCUCGCCCUUCGUUCUCAAGCUGUGCAAAUCAUUUCACUGGCAUCCCCUGAGCCUUCUUAUACCGGUCACCUUGUGCUGCUCCAUGGGGCUCUUCUUCUCGGUGUCCUCGCCGGCCAACAACCUGCUCAUGGCCAAGGAGCGCAUCAACCUCAGCAACCUGGCUGUGUCCGGUCUGUUCGCCCACCUCAUUUUUGUGACGACGGCCAUAACCAUGACGAACAGCGUAGCCCCGACCGUGUUCAAUAUAACCGCUCAGCCGAUGAGAGCGAAUCCGUGAGCCUCACGGAAUUAUGGAUGAUGUGUUUUCACAUAAAAACAGUGGGUUUCAGCUUGU
Messenger RNA from Rhipicephalus sanguineus (brown dog tick), 2034 nucleotides. Its product is annotated as solute carrier family 13 member 3-like. Gene Ontology annotation, molecular function: succinate transmembrane transporter activity; citrate transmembrane transporter activity. Gene Ontology annotation, cellular component: membrane. The transcript is spliced from 12 exons. Bases 22 to 1977 code for a protein of 651 amino acids. NCBI's taxonomy places the organism in Eukaryota, Metazoa, Arthropoda, Arachnida, Ixodida, Ixodidae. Gene Ontology annotation, biological process: citrate transport; monoatomic anion transmembrane transport. The record is from RefSeq and is a predicted model, not a curated record.